Pollicipes pollicipes is the source of this 1980-nucleotide messenger RNA. Its product is annotated as CUB domain-containing protein 2. NCBI's taxonomy places the organism in Eukaryota, Metazoa, Arthropoda, Thecostraca, Pollicipedomorpha, Pollicipedidae. The transcript has 14 exons. The record is from RefSeq and is a predicted model, not a curated record. The coding region runs from base 1 to 1980 and encodes 659 amino acids.
AUGGAGGGCAAGGUGCGCGAUGGGUACUCGGAGACGGCGGACGUGCUGCAGCGGUACUGCAGCACGACCCUGCCGCGGCCGCUCACCACCUCCGGGCCGUUCGCCUGGCUCCGGCUGCACACGGACCAGAGCAGCGCCGACCAGGGCUUCCACAUCACCUACUCCCAGAUCCCAGGCAUACCGGGCUGCGGCGGCGAGCUAGCCGGCGAGCAGGGCACCCUCUCCACGCCCACGCACAUGCAGCGGUACCACCACAACAUGGACUGCGAGUGGAGGAUCCGCGUACCGGGGAACGAACGCGUACAGCUGGUCUUCGAUAGCUUCGAACUGGAGGGCAGCUUCAACUGCAUCUUCGACUUUGUCGAGGUGCGCGACGGCCCUGACCCGGACAGCCCGCUUGUCGGCCGAUACUGCGGCCGCAACACGUUGCCGCCGCCCUUCGCCGCCUCCGGCAACGAGCUGUACGUCCGCUUCUACUCCGACUACAGCGUCUCCCACGGCGGCUUCUCGGCCACCUACGACGUCGUGUGUGGCGGCGUGUUCUUCAGCGAGUCCGGCGUACUCCGGUCGCCUAACUUCCCCGAGAACUACCCGCACGGAAAGCGAUGCGAGUACCUCAUCCGACAGGAGCCCGGCCGAGCCAUCGUUCUGCAGUUCCACGACUUCCUUAUGGAGAACAGCUUCGCAUGCUUCUUUGAUUACCUGGAGGUGUUUGAUGGCCGAGACUCCUCCUUCCCAUCGUUGGGGAAGUUCUGUAACGAGCCUCCGCCAACUCUGAUAUCUAGGCACAACUACAUGUACAUCCUGUUCGUCACCGACGGCAGCGUUCACAAUCGGGGAUUUCUGGCCAACUUCACUUCCAUUGACACAGAAUGUGGCGGGAUUCUGGUCGACCAACAAGGCACCAUUAACUCACCUACACACCCGGAGCAGUACCCAAACGGCAUUACGUGCAGUUGGGUAAUCCACCGACCUCCAGGGGAGAUCGUGCGGCUAACCUGGUUAUCGUUCUCGCUGGAGGCAGCGACUCGCACAGGCUCCUGUUACGACUCUGUGUCAGUGUAUGACAACAGCACGGCGGCGGCCGGCACCAACGGCGGCCUCAUCGGCAGACCGUACUGUGGCCAACGGCUGCCUCCCAUCAUGACCACGCUGGGAAACGUGAUGACGGUGAUAUUCACAUCUGACACUAGUAUAACCCAUGAUGGAUUUGCGGCCUCCUUCAUCGGUCUGAACGCGUCCACACUGUGUGGCGGGACGUACCACACUAUUUCCGGCGUGCUGACUUCCCCGAACUUCCCGGGACCCUACCCGCCCAGCAAGGAGUGCACCUGGAUCAUCGAGGCGCCGCAGAACCAACAGAUCAUGCUCAACGUCUCCCACUUCGGCAUGGAGGAUCACUUCGAAUGCAACUAUGACUACCUGGAGAUCAGGCUAGUGUCAGGCUGUGACUACCUGGAGAUCAGGCUAGUGUCAGGCUGUGACUACCUGGAGAUCAGGAACGGCGGCUCGGCGACGGCGCCGCUGAUCGGCAAGUACUGCGGCACCAACAUGCCGCGUCAGAUCUCGUCGCACGCGCACCGGCUCUUCCUGCACUUCCGCUCGGACGGCUCACUGAGCGGCGCCGGCUUCCGCAUCUCCUGGGACGCCACGGCCACCGGCUGCGGCGGCCGACUGACCGGUCCCCGGGGCAGCAUCAUCUCGCCCAACUACCCGCAACCGUACGCCCACAUGGCCGUGUGCACUUGGGUCAUCGCCGGCAACGCCGGUAACAAAGUGCGCAUCUCCUUCCUGGACAUGGACAUCGAAGGCAGCGACACGUGCAACAUGGACUACGUGGCGGUAUACGAGGGAGCCGGCCCCUCCGCCGUGCUGAAGAAGCGGGCGUGUGGCUCCGACCAGCUGGACGUCGUCGAGUCCAAGACCAAUAUCAUGACCGUCAAGUUUGUGACGGACUUCUCGACUGCAACAACAUCGUGA